Molecule: messenger RNA, 1209 nt
Organism: Mesorhabditis spiculigera
Lineage: Eukaryota; Metazoa; Nematoda; Chromadorea; Rhabditida; Rhabditidae
Source: the annotation of a GenBank genome assembly
AUGCUGGCCGCCAUCUCUGGCGUGCUGGGCGUCGUCAAUUUGGUGGUUGUAUGUGGCAAUAUUUUUGUUCUCUAUGUCUUGGCCUCACAGAAAUCCCUGCACAGCCCCACAAAUUUCCUCGUGCUCAGCCUGACGAUAUCGGAUUUGCUGCUAGGGAUUGUCAUCCUCCCGUUUGCCAUCAUGCAGGAGCACCGCCAGGAGUGGAUUUUCGGCGAAACGUGGUGCACGCUCUGGCUGGCACUAGAUGUUUGGCUCUCCACCGCCUCUAUCUACAAUCUACUCGCCAUCAGCUUUGAUCGGUACAUGGCCGUCCGGCAGCCCAUCAAAUACCCGAUCAUCUCAUCGACAAGAGUCAUCCGCCUGAUGAUCUUCGGAGUCUGGGUCGUCUCUUUCGGCCUCGCCUUCCUCCUCUGGGUCCUUCAAACGCGAGCAGCAUCAAAAUCCGUUCUCUGCGUCCCAUUGACCCUCCCUGACGAAUACAUCCUGUUCUCCGCUUCAUUCUCCUUCGUCGUCCCAGCAUUUGUGAUGGUCGCCCUGAACGUGUCGAUAUUUGCGACGGUGCUGAAGACGGGGCGCUCGAGAUGUGUGUCGGUGAAGAGCGGGGCCGAGAUGAGGAUACAUAGGGGGAAUAAUAGUGCUCGAUAUCAGGGCCUCCAACAGCAGCUCGUGCGCAGCAAGUCCGGCGACCACGACGAGCAGCGAAAAGUCACCAAGUGUUCGGUUGUCAUUUCCAGGGCUUCCAAUACGACCGCCAACACGACGCCCAGCGGGUCGGUGAUGAACUUGACGCUGGCGUUGGACAGCGGCCAGCUGACGAUUCGCACCUUCCUCUCCCACAUGAUGGUCGUCUCCAUCGUGCCGAACAAGACCAAGAGGACAGAUAUCUUCCCCCAUCUCGCCUCAGGCGGGCGUGGCCGAGGUGCCAGGUAUUCGAUGCGAACCGAGCUGCGGGUGGCCAGGACGACGGCUGUGGUUGUGGGAGCUUUUGUCAUCUGCUGGUCACCGUUCACGACUAUUUAUGUGUUGCAGGCCUACGAAAUGUGUUCCCUCUUCUCCGGUUGUAUCCCAUCAUGGGUCUUCCUCCUCGCCUUCUGGCUCGGCUACUCCAACUCUGCCGUCAAUCCCCUCCUCUACGCCGCCUUCUCCCGCGAUUUCCGGGCAGCAUUCCGGAAAGUGCUCCUCCGGAAGCAGAGCAGCCUCAAGAGUUUC